Messenger RNA from Arctia plantaginis, 1473 nucleotides. The record is from the annotation of a GenBank genome assembly. Lineage: Eukaryota; Metazoa; Arthropoda; Insecta; Lepidoptera; Erebidae.
AUGUUUGACGCACUUCCGUUACGAUGGGUCUCGCGGAUGAGGGAUCAAGGUUACUUUAAUCAAUUCCUUAUGGCUGUCAUGGUUACGAUGCCAGUCAUAAAUUUCGGUAUGCUGAUGGGAUGGCUAUCUCCUAUGACUCCAAUUCUGCAGUCUCCCGACGGACCGGCUCCGGAACCGAUAUCUGAUGAAAUCAUCUCGUGGAUGGGAGCUGGUGGCUUCCUGCCUCUGAUUUUAUGUAGCAUCUUCACAGGGACAAUAGCGGAUAGAUGGGGGAGGAAAUUUGUUACGAUGCUGACAGGAUUUAUACUACAGGUUGGUUGGUCCAUCAUGCUGUUCUCUCUUCGUCCAUGGGCACUGAUCACGUCUCGAUUGGUUGCGGGAAUGGCAGGCGCCGGAUGCUAUGUAGUACUACCAAUGUAUUUGAAGGAGGUUGCGUCCGACAAUAUACGCGGUGCUCUGUGCUCUCUUUUCAUCUUGUCUCAGAAUAUGGGAUAUUUGGCUGUCUACGUCGCCGGAGACCUGCUCUCUUUCAAGGUACUGCUGUGGAUCUGUACAGCAAUACCUGCUAUCUUUCUAGCGGGGUUCAUCUUUAUGCCUGAAACACCAGUAUUUUUGGUGAAACAGGGUAAGAUUGAGCAAGCGCGUGUUGCAUUGUCAUGGCUUCGGAACACUACUUUAAAUGAUAAAAACCUGGAGGAGGCUAUACAGCAGCUGCAAAGAGAAGAAGAACACGCAAAGAGUAUAGAGAAGGCAACUUUGAAAAGCUUAGUUCAAGAUAAAACCAUGUUCAAAGCCUUUCGAAUAGCGUUGUUCGUGAUGGCGCUACAGGAGACAUGUGGAUACCUGGUUGUUCUAAUAUUCGCCGGAUCAAUCUUCGCACAGGCGUCUAAAUCAAUCAACCUAAACCUCAGCCCUAAUAAACAGACAAUUGUAGUGGGAGUUAUCCAGUUAUUAGGAUCGAUUGUGGCUAGUUGUAUCGUAGAAAAGACAGGAAGAAAGUGGCUCCUAGCGGUAACGUCUUUAGUAACUGGUCUUUCAAUGUUGACCCUUGGACUCUGGUUUUACAUCACCUCUAUGAGCAUCUGGAUGCCAGGCUGGCUUCCUGUUCUUGCCAUGUGCUUAUGUAUUUUUGCGGAUGCUGCUGGAUUCCAACCUGUACCUUACGUCAUUACAUCGGAGCUCUUUAAUUUUCAGUACCGUGGCAUGGUGAGUUCAACCGUUAUUGUCGUGUGCGGUCUCAGUGACUUUAUCCAAAUAAAAGCCUUCGAUCCUUUACUGAAGCUGUUAGGAAUACAUUGGAUUUUUAUUAUAUUUUCGUUCAUCUGCUUCCUCGCAAGCUUCUACGCCGCCACGUGUGUACCAGAAACGAAAAACAAGAGUGUAGAAGAAAUAUAUGCGUUUUUAGAAGGAAAGGAAUUUAAAAAUAAAGAAAAAGAUAAUCCAGAACUUGGUAAAGAGACAAGUCAGCUAUAA